AUGGAGAAUACGGCAAGACAAUCCUCCACCUCUGGCCCCUCAAGCGCUACGUCAAUGCCACAGACCUUUGAUAAAAUCCCCGAUGUCGAGUUGAAAUCAUCGUCGCAAAAUGGAGCCCCAUCAGGGUCGAGCGAACAAGCGAGCAGCGUCAAGGUUUCUCGAGACGGGGUGCUCAGAAAUCGUGCAGUUGAAGGAGAAACAAAUGCCAGCCCCCCAGCUUGCUCUUUGCCACCAGAAAAGGUAUUUUCAAUCCAGCUCGGGUCUGAGCUCUUUCGGCUCUCAGGCGCAUCAAUAGCCUCGGAUGCACCGUCAUAUUUUUCUCAAUUUUUUGAAGAGCAGCUUCGGCAGACUGAAAGCGGUGGAAACGUGAGGACGCUCUACAUCGACCGAGACCCAGCGACAUUCCGUGAGAUAUGUCGACAUCUCCAAGGAUAUCAUAUUCACCCACGUGAUGGCAUGGAGUAUGUAAAACUAUUUGCCGAUGCUCAAUUCUACAGUUUACCCCGACUGGUGUCACGACUAUUCGAAUCAGAGAUUUGUAUUCAGAUUGGAGACCGCGAUUUCCAGGUAUCCAGAGAUAUCUUUUCUGGUCCUGGUGACUCUCCGAAUUUUUUCAACCUAGGUUUUGCUAUAUUGUUUGCCACCCCAACGGAUGUUUUUCCAGGCUUACAGAGAUCGGGCUUGCUACGGCCGCCUUCAAUCAUUCCGCCUAGCGUGCCUGGUCGAUCGGGGGCUAUCUUUGCGCAACUCAUACACCUUCUGAGAGGUUACCCAGUGCAUAUCCAGAAUGAAAGCCACCGGCUUGAAUUACUACGCGAUUGUCGAUACUAUCAUUUAAGAGGCGUUGAACAAAGGUUGAUCCCUCAUCAUAUCAGUUAUAAUCCGGGACGAGAGCGUGAUGAAAUCCUUAUCCGAUUAAAUGACAUCCGCCAGUCUGGCAUUCAAGUCGUAAGUGAUGGCUCAUCACCCGAUGCGUCGACAUUUGCUGGGUGGGUGCAUUACGCAAGACCAUUCGUAGACGACAAUGUCUACGAAUUGGUGAUUGAGAUCGGGGGCCAAAGCACUAUCAUCGAUCUAAAUACAAUGCGCGCAGAAUUCCACGGUCUAGCCAAGGCACGAGUCAGCAGUUUGGUGCAGGUCAUCGCCAACAAGCUGAACCUACCCAAUAAAGCGCCUCUCGGGUUGAUGAUGAUGGCGGGCGCAAGCAAGACAUCGGCGAGCCCGGGCAACUCGCCGCUGAGUGAAGAUCGGCCUAAAAUCCGCAUUGACAAGGACGCCGAUAUCACUGUUGAUAACGAGGCGUACGUGCCUGGAAAUGAUGCCUUCGGCAGCCCAAUUGCAGAUGCAGACCUAGCUGGUGAGGAACCUCCCGCCAAACGCAAACGCAAAGAUGUAGCGGUAGAGCGUGGCCAGUGGAUGGUGCACAAUGGCCAGUGGCGGUUACGAGUGCAGCCAGACUCCUCGCGUCAACUAGAGAUAGUAUUUCACGCCGUCAAGUUGGACGUAUAUACGAGCCAGCGGGUGCGGAAUCGAAAACGGGCCUUUUUAGGAUGA
Molecule: messenger RNA, 1554 nt
Organism: Talaromyces proteolyticus
Lineage: Eukaryota; Fungi; Ascomycota; Eurotiomycetes; Eurotiales; Trichocomaceae
Exons: 4
Coding region: 1-1554 (517 amino acids)
Biological process (GO): protein homooligomerization
Source: RefSeq, a predicted model, not a curated record